Arctia plantaginis is the source of this 1044-nucleotide messenger RNA. Lineage: Eukaryota; Metazoa; Arthropoda; Insecta; Lepidoptera; Erebidae. The record is from the annotation of a GenBank genome assembly.
AUGAGGUGUUUUUCUUUUUACUUUAUUAGAUACAAAAUGGCCACUACAGCGAUGGACACCAACAAGAAUGGGGGCACACAGACCGUUAUUGAGAAGGCACCCUGGACGGACCAGCAAGGUAUAGCGAUGAAGGUGUACAACGGUAUUGCAAUUGCCUUGGAGAUCUUGGUGCUGUAUGUCAAAAUGACAGCCACGUGGCUGCAUUGCUUGUAUCAGUUCUUCGUCCCACCAGAGCCCAAGAGCGUCAACGGGGAGAUUAUACUGAUAACUGGAGCGGGUCACGGAAUGGGUCGUGAAACUGCGUUGCGGUUCGGCAAGUUGGGCGGCAUCAUCGUCUGCGUGGAUAUCAACCCUACCGGCAACCAAGAGACCGUAGAUAAAAUAAAAAACAACAAGGGAAAAGCUCAUCGAUACGAAUGUGACGUCACAGACCGCGAAGCCAUUAACGCUUUAGCUGAGAGGAUUCGUCGCGAAGUAGGAGAUGUCACUAUGCUCAUAAACAACGCCGGCAUCAUGCCUUGCAAGCCGCUCCUACAAACAUCAGAGAAAGAGAUCCGUUCAUCGUUCGAAGUCAACAUAAUUGCUCACUUAUGGCUUCUACAAGCCUUCUUACCGUCUAUGAUGGAAAAGAACCAUGGCCACAUCGUCGCCAUGUCAUCCAUGGCUGGAAUCGUCGGUCUUCGAAACCUAGUACCGUACUGUGCCACCAAAUUUGCAGUCAGAGGUCUAAUGGAGGCCCUGCAUGAGGAGCUCAGGGAGGAUAAGAAUAAAGAUUACAGUGGUAUAAAAUUCACAGUAAUCUGCCCAUACAUCGUGGACACUGGGCUGUGCAAGAACCCGAAGAUCAAGUUCCCUUCCCUGAUGAAGAUAUUAACUCCUCAAGAGGCUGCUGAUAAUAUUGUUGAUGCUGUGAGGAGGAAUUAUAACGAGAUAACCAUACCGAGUUCACUAUAUUAUUUAAACAUGAUUUGCAGAGCUUUCCCGAGGGCAGUGCCAUUAUAUUUGAAAGACUUUUUAGACUCGGGGCUCGAAGCGCACGUUUAG